AUGGAGCAUUCCGACGCGCUGCGUGACGUGCCCAGCGCUGAAGACAAGGCAACCGAUCUAGAAGCCCCAGCCACGAUCGCUCCCACCGUUGAUCUCGAUGACGAUCAGCGCGGUCCCAACGACCUCUUCGACAUCGAAUAUACCGCUGGAGCAACCACUGGCUCAGCCACGCAGCCAUCUUGCUCGAUCGCUUUUCGAGUUCCUGAGAAACAGCGCGCCACCAUGGUCAUUCGUAUCAAGCUCCCUAGAGAUAUGAGCCUCGAGAACAAUCCCAAGAACCUUGACAAUCACUGCGUGUCCAUUUAUCUUCCCGCCUCGCAGAUUUGUAGCUUCGAUUACGAAGACUUGCCCGAUGGCUACACUCUUUCAACUACCGACGGCUUUUCGCUUGGUGAUGGCUUUGUUGACCACAGUGGUGGACCUUGCAAAUUCGGCCGACUUUGUGUUCAGUCCCUAGGUGCCUUUAUCCAAGGUGGUGAGGUUCCCAAGCUUGCAGACAGCGCAGUCGAAGAUGCCAUCAAGAAGCUAAUUAAGGAUCUCCGCCAUCAUACCCGCGAAGCUGCCCAAGCCCAAGCCCAAGCUGGUCAAGUUCAGCAGCUUCUGCCAUUCAUGUUCUUGAUUAAUCGAUCUGACGAUCUUACCCACAAGAAAGCCAACACCUUCUCAGCUCGCAUCAGCGCUGAGCUCCUCGCUGACCCCUCCAUGGCUUGGCUUCAGAACACUGCUAAUGGCAAGUGUUUCACUAUGGACACAUUGGUAGACUUCGCUGCUCGACCAAAAAUUCCUCUUCAACGAGCAGAAACUGUCUUCGUAGAUUCAAUGUCGAUCCUCAUCCCCACAGUCUACCAAGCUGUCUUCGAGGAAGACUUUGUUCAGCAGACCAUGACCGAGCUAAAGAUCGAUACAUUUAAUGCGCACUUUAUUGAGAGUCCUCUUGCCGUCAACAAGGCAGACAACAAUACUGAUAUUACUGUCGGCUCCCUCGCAUCAGCAUAUAUAUGCUUCGUAGACUUUACCGACAAAAUCGUCGUUCGACCUGAAAUCGGAGACAUGGUUCGAGUUCAUAUCAUUCAAGAAAAACAUACUCCAGAUACUCCAGGAUUUGCUUCCGAGCCUAAUAAUACUGUUAUUGAGCCUGCCAAUAAUACUCCUGAGCCUGGUAGCGAUUCGGAAUUGGGAGAUGAAGCCAUCGUUGAUGUCUUCGACUAUGACGAGCUCGACGACGACAACGAUCCGAACGCUUAG
Venustampulla echinocandica is the source of this 1245-nucleotide messenger RNA. RefSeq lists its product as uncharacterized. Lineage: Eukaryota; Fungi; Ascomycota; Leotiomycetes; Helotiales; Pleuroascaceae. The coding region runs from base 1 to 1245 and encodes 414 amino acids. The record is from RefSeq and is a predicted model, not a curated record. The transcript has 2 exons.